AUGCCACCUCGUCUCCCCUCCCUCCGCCAUAUCAUAGCAGUCUUCAAUCGCAACACCCAACACCACCCACGCUACUUCUCUCUAUCGCGAACAUCGCAAGCCCCAGAAGACACCAAAGAAAGGAAUGUUCCCAUCUCCAGCGCCCUCUCAGGCAAACACGCCCUCAUAACCGGCGGCUCCCGCGGCAUCGGCCUCGCCAUCGCCCGCCUCUUCGCUACCCACUCCUGCCGCAUCACCAUCUUAUCCCGCAACCCCGACACUGGGUCUGAAGCACUCCGCUCGCUAGCCGUACCUACCUCGGUCAGCUCCACAGAAAGCUACCACACGAGUCUCGCUGGCGAUAUCGCAUCUGCCGGCCAGGAAGGCUUUCUGUGUGACGAGACGGACCAGGUUCUGGACUGGAAGGCCGAUGUAGCGAAGGUCGAUAUCCUAGUCAAUGCGGCAGGCGUGACACUGAUACGGCUACUGGUGCGGUCUAGUAUCGAGGAUGUGCAGAGAAUCGUGCAGACCAAUCUUACGGGGUCAAUGCUGAUGGUGCAGACUUUGCUAAAGAAGAAGCUGAUGCGGGGUGAGUCGAAAAGGCAGGGGAAGUUCAGUCCUGUGGUGAUCAAUCUCGCGAGUUUGUUGGCGGUGCAGGGAGGAAGAGGGUCGGUGGCGUAUAGUGCGAGUAAGGCGGGGGUUCUAGGCCUCACACGCGCACUCGCCGCAGAACUCGGACCCACAGGAAUCCGCGUAAACGCCAUAGUGCCCGGAUACAUCGAAACAGACAUGAUAUCAGGUAAGCAACUUAUGUAUUUCUAUCGUCAGUUCAGACUUGGGGGUAUUCCGUGCGCAACCAUCGCGCCACCAACCUGA
Messenger RNA from Mytilinidion resinicola, 855 nucleotides. Its product is annotated as NAD(P)-binding protein. The record is from RefSeq and is a predicted model, not a curated record. The transcript has 2 exons. Lineage: Eukaryota; Fungi; Ascomycota; Dothideomycetes; Mytilinidiales; Mytilinidiaceae. Gene Ontology annotation, molecular function: oxidoreductase activity, acting on the CH-OH group of donors, NAD or NADP as acceptor. Bases 1 to 855 code for a protein of 284 amino acids.